Messenger RNA from Eimeria tenella, 207 nucleotides. RefSeq lists its product as uncharacterized. The record is from RefSeq and is a predicted model, not a curated record. Lineage: Eukaryota; Apicomplexa; Conoidasida; Eucoccidiorida; Eimeriidae. The transcript is spliced from 2 exons. The coding region runs from base 1 to 207 and encodes 68 amino acids.
AUGAAGGCGGACAUAUGGGAGUUUUACAACAAAGAAUAUGAAAGCAGCAAAACAUUCGUUCCUGCACAUCAGUACCAAUACGCCCCACAAUGGAAGCACUUGGUCACCCCAGAUCAUCCCUCCCCUCCACGAGUUACAGGUACUGCGGACUUGAAGCCCUCACAAGCCCUGAUCGGCGACAAGUGCCUUAGUCUUAUGAGCGUUUGA